AUGCUCGCACAGUUCCAUCCAUCUCGUGCCAACAUACAUAGCCAAAGCACUCGAACGCGUAUAGAAAACAUGUCGAGUCCUCUGCUUGUUGCAAUGGCCGCGGCGGCAAUCGUCGUCGCCUGCUGUUUAGCGGCGUGUCCGGUCGGCGCGGGCGCGAGCGCUGGUGACUUCUACGACAACUUCGUGGUGAAGUGGGGCACGGACCCAGACCCCGACCGGCGGGUCGAGAUCGUCGACGGCGGGCGGCUGGUGACGCUCACCCUCAACAACGUCUCCGGCGCCGGGUUCCAGUCCCGGGACGCCUUCCUCUUCGGCGAGUUCACCAUGGAGAUGAAGCUCGUGCCGGGCGACUCGGCCGGCACGGUCACCACCUUCUACCUGACAUCCAAGGACCCGACGGCGGCGGGGGACGGGCACGACGAGAUCGACUUCGAGUUCCUGGGCAACGUCAGCGGGGAGCCGUACCUGAUGCAGACCAACGUGUUCGCCCAGGGGGUCGGGGGCAGGGAGCAGCGGUCCUACCUGUGGUUCGACCCGACAGAGGACUUCCACAACUACACCAUCCUCUGGAACCCUCUGAACAUCAUCUUCUCUGUGGACGGCGUGCCGGUGCGCGUGUUCCGGAACCACGACGCGAACGGCGUGCCGUACCUGAGCAGGCAGGCGAUGAAGGUGCACGCCACCAUCUGGGACGGCGACACCUGGGCCACCCGCGGCGGCCGGGUCAAGAUCGACUGGGCGCACGCGCCCUUCGUCGCCUCCUACGGGACCUACGCCUCCAGCGCCUGCGUCUCCGCGGCCGGCAACGGCGAUCAGGACGGAGCGCCGUCGGCCUUCUGCUGCCCGGGCGACGCCUCGUCGUGGAUGGCCCGGCGGCUGGGGCCCGACGGCGAGCGCGCGGUGGCGUGGGCGCGCGACACGUACAUGGUGAUGGACUACUGCGACGACCCCUGGAACCUGGGCCGCCCCGCCGAGUGCGACAUGGACCAGCUCGCCUCUGCCGUCUGA
Triticum turgidum subsp. durum (durum wheat) is the source of this 1008-nucleotide messenger RNA. The record is from the annotation of a GenBank genome assembly. NCBI's taxonomy places the organism in Eukaryota, Viridiplantae, Streptophyta, Magnoliopsida, Poales, Poaceae.